Messenger RNA from Nylanderia fulva, 894 nucleotides. Lineage: Eukaryota; Metazoa; Arthropoda; Insecta; Hymenoptera; Formicidae. The record is from RefSeq and is a predicted model, not a curated record.
UGGCAUCACUGUGCGGCAGAUUACCGCCAUAUUUGUCGGCGUCCCACGCUACAGAGUACAGAGUAUUUAUUUAGCGAGUUGCUCGUUGUUUAUUACGUAGUUUUUACGUACCAGCACGAAAAUGUCGUACAAGGGACCGCAGAAAGUCCAAAAGGUGAUGGUCCAGCCCAUCAAUCUGAUAUUCAGAUAUCUGCAGAACCGUUCACGUGUUCAAGUCUGGCUGUUCGAGAACGUGAAUCUACGUAUCGAGGGACACAUCGUCGGCUUCGACGAGUAUAUGAAUUUGGUGCUGGAUGAAGCCGAGGAGUAUCAUCAGAAGACGAAAGUCAGGAAGCAACUCGGACGGAUCAUGUUGAAGGGCGAUAAUAUCACACUCAUACAAAACACUAAUCCCGGUGGAAAUUAAUGGACGGAAGAACAUAACCUUCACCUCAGCGGCCAGAUAGAAUUCUUUAAAGUUUUUUGAUUUAUAUGAAAAAAGUACUCAGGGAGACGAUUGUUUUAUCUGUAAAAAAGUGUCGAUUUUCGUUAGGCAUAACAAAAAUGUAUUUGCAUGAAUGAUGAAUGUAUCGAUUGAGAUUUGUAUCUUGGAAUACUUCUAGUUAAUUUGAUUUUUGUUGAUGAAUACGAAAUAAUUCAAAAUUUAAUUUGAAAGAGAAUUUAUUCGAUAUUUUAUGUCAACGCGCAAUAUUCAAAUUAUCUACCGCAAACUUACAACAAAUAUUCUCUGCAAUAUAUUAUAAUAUACUGUGAGUGUACAUUACUGACACAAUGUAGAAUUACAUUUUGUACGAUAGUUUUGAAAUUCAUGCUGAAUGUGUAUUGUGUGACUCGAUAAGAGGUAGAUAAAAUAUAUAUAAGUAAUUAUUAAAUAGUUUCAUAUUCUCUAAAAAA